GCGGCGUUGUUUCUCUCAGAGAAGAACAUGGCUGCCCUUUGAGCACAGAUUCAGCUUCAUAUUUACAUUUCAGCGUUUAUUCCGGAAUAAACACUGCCGACUGACUGUUUCACUGUUACCGCAGUGGGGAUGAAUAAUGAUAAGUAAAAAAUAAACUCUUUGAAUAACAGCGUGUUUGUUUUUGAGCUACAGGAGAAGCGGCAGCGGCACAAAGUGUUGACUAUAAUGUUUAUUAACGCGGUGAAGUCGGAGUGUGUUAAUGAGGUGAGAUAGCAGAGUGUUCGCUUCGGUGUUUAAACACUUCAUUAAUAAUCAUGUCCAUGUUCGGAGAUCUGUUUGAAGAAGAGGAAGCAGAGAGCACCACUAACAGCAUCACCCCGGGCAAAGGGAAGGUGUGUGAGCCACCGCCUCCUCGAGGGAAACUGAAGUUAAGUGGAAUUAGAAAUCAGGGAUCAACGUGUUACCUCAACUCACUACUGCAGACCCUGUUACACACACCUGAGUUUAGAGAGGAGUUGUUCAGAUUGGGACCUGAGGAGCUCGGCAAACUGGAGGAUAAAGACAAACCUGAUGCUACGGUGCGUGUUAUUCCUUUGGAGUUGCAGAAUCUGUUUGCUCGGUUGCUGUUGUUGAAUGAAGAAACAACGACAACUACAGCGCUGACGGAGAGCUUUGGCUGGACAAACAAUGAGGAGAUGGCUCAGCAGGAUGUUCAGGAGUUAAACAGGAUUUUGUUCAGUGCGUUAGAAUCGUCUCUGAUCGGGACGUCUGGCUCCAGUCUGAUACGGAGACUUUACCACGGAACGCUGAUCAACGUCAUCACCUGCAACGAGUGUCACAGUGUCAGUGAGAGACAGGAGGACUUUUUGGACUUGACAGUGUGUGUUCGGGGUGUGAGCAGCCUGGAGGAGGCACUGUGGAGCAUGUUUGUUGAGGAGGAAGUGUUUGAGGGAAAUAAUUUGUAUCGCUGCAGCCACUGUGACCAACUCGUCAAUGCUACCAAGUCUGCUAAACUGAGGAAGCUCCCCCCUUUUCUCACCGUGUCCCUGCUGCGCUUCAGUUUUGAUUUUGAGAAGUGUGAGAGGUUUAAAGAGACAAGAAGGUACAGCUUCCCGCUCAGCAUCAACCUGCGGCCCUUCUGUGAACAGUCGGAGCAGCCAGACUCUGAACUGUCCUAUGAGCUCUUCUCCAUCAUCAUACACAAAGGUGGAUGUUAUGGAGGACAUUACCAUGCCUACAUCAAAGACAUCGACCAGCUUGGCCACUGGGAGAUGCCUGAGGAUGAUAUGAAGCAGAAGAAGCAGAAAGUGCAGGUGAAGCCCUGCAGUGUGAGUGUGUGUGAUUCUGCGGUGGAGAAGGACAUUCCUCUGUCUGUGCUAACGACUGUACUCGCUCAGGAGUCAGGCAGUGUAUUGUUGGAUCAGCUUGGUCAGAAGUUGAUGGAGAAAAUUGGCUGUUCCUGGAAUAAGAAGUACAAGAAACAGUACGGUCCAAUCAGAAAGUUUCUGCAGUCUAACCCUGACCUGUUUGUGUUGCUGCUGAACGGCUCCCGUGUGGCUCUCAGAAAUCCAUCAGAAACUCCUGAGCAGGGGGCGGAGCCAAAAUCAGUAGUAGAGAGUGCACAAGAAGAGUCAGAGGUGGGAUCCGGGUCAGGUUUAGAGGCGGAGUCUGUGAGGGGGCACUGGUUUGAUCUGAAUGACUCGACAGUGACUGCGAUCAGAGAGAGUGACAUCAUCAAACAGUAUGAGGGGAAAGAGAGCGCGUACAUGCUGUUCUACAGGAAACGUACACUGCAGAGACCACGCCAUGCAUUGGGUAAUCCUGCCUUUGGAGUUCCUGCUCACCUGCUGCAGAUGGUACAGGAGGAAAACACCAGGCUUCAGCAGAGGAGGACAGAGUUUGAAGUCACCAGUAACACUAUUGACGUCCGGCUCCACUUCGCUUCUCAUUACUGCAUAGAGAACGGAACACUAAAGCUCCUCAACACACACACGGACACACACACCUUCACCCUGAGCUUCGACCGCAGGAGGACCGUGGGAGACCUGAGGCUGGCUGUCUACCAGAUGCAGGAUGCAUGGGAAGGGGACAUGGCACUGACGAUCGCUAAGAAUCUGCCAGCAGGACUACACCUGUAUGACACGCUGACAGAUGAUCAGCAGUCUUUGUACAGUGCUGGAGUGUAUAACGGCUCUGAUCUGUUUGUUUGGAAUGGGACCGAGGUGAAUGGUGUGUGUGUGCAGACCGGAGCUGAAUGUGAACCAUUGCUGUUGAACAUCCUGAGGCCAGGUGGGGCGGAGCUGGACUCCAUGGGCGUGGCUGGUGUUGAGUCGGUGGGCGAAACCUCAGAAGCGGAUGUCUCUGGUCUUGUGCAUACGAUGCAGGGGUUUUCAGGCAGAGUCACGCUGAGCGGGGUCCGGGAGGUUCUCAGCCUGCAGGAGGCUCUGGUGUGUCAGAAGGCCGAAGGUGUGGGUCCUGUUGGAGAAGGAGGUGGGGCCAGCAGGUGGAAGGUGUGUUCAGCUGAAGCCAUGAGGAGGACACUGAGAGAACUCGCACUGAGGGACGGAGACACGCUGCUGCUGCUGCCACACACACACCUGAACAACAGUGUAUUCAGUGUUAGUGAAGAUGUGGUUACCGUGAUGACACCAUCAGACUGUCGCUGGCUGCAGGUGGAGUUUCUCACACACAUGAUGCAGGAGGAGGAGAAACUGAUGAAGAUUCCUGCUGCAGGAAGCACUUUGCUGAGUGAGGUGAAACAGAGAGCACUGGAUGAGAUGCAACUUCAGGAAAACUUCACAGGUGGUGUGUGUUGUUUGAGACAGAGAGACCGAACAGGGAAACUUUUACCUCCAGUCCGUGAAGACCUCAGUGUGCGUGAUGCAGGUAUCAAGUUGAUGACAUCACUGUGUCUGUGUCCUGGACACGCCCCAAAUGCCUCACAGCUCUUCCUGUUCUUCACCGUGGCGCCACCUACAGGCCCAGAGCUGGAGAUCAUUGUGGAGGAGACGCUCACUGUGAAGGAGUGUUUGAUGGCAAUGCUGCAGGAGGCUGAACUCAAAGGAACGUGUUGGCACUUGAGGAGGAUGGAUUGGUGUGAGGAGGUUGGGGAGCCUCUGAUGGAUGAGAAUGCGUCUCUGUUGGACGUGGGCGUGGUUAAUGGAGACACAUUGGUGAUCACGGAGGGACAGCUUCCUCCAAAGGGAUUUUUGAAGUUAGCAGUGAGCUGGUUUAUGGAUCCAAAUGAUGAGUGUGAGAGAAAUUACACUAUAGAAUCUCACACUGCAGGGCUGCAGUCUGUUGGUUGUGUUGAAAUUUCGGAAGAGGCCUCACUACACCAGCUCAGGUGUCAGGUGCUGACUCUGCCUGCACUUGUGCAGGUGUGUGUACCAUCUCCUGAAUUUCUACGUGUUUGGUUAGUGGAGGGAAAAAAACUCAUCAGAAUUCUCAGAGGAAACCAACUCACACUCAGGAAGUUGAAGUUGUCUGUGGGAUCUGAGGUGUGUGUCCAAAAGCUGCACUGUGAGGAAAACCUUGGGCUGAAGGACAUCCUGCUGUGUCUGCGAGUGGGUGUGGCCAAAGAAGAAGUGGGCAUGUCUGAAAAGAGUGCUUAUUUCCCCACUCAUGAAUUUGUAUGGAAGGCGGGGCUGGACUCCUCCCCCAGGGGGUUGUACCAUGCAGUCUCUGCCCACUGCAGAAUCUCACCUGAGAACCUGCUGCUCGCUAAACACCUGCCUGAACAGCACACCUGGAUUACCAUCAACCACACGAGUCAGUUGAUGUCCAAACAGAAGAAGAAGAAACAGAAUAAGAGUAACAGUAAAGGAGUGAACCUGCAGGGGGCACCGUACUACUUGAGAGACGGAGACACUAUAGCUGUGAAGAAUCUCUGCAUUGACAGUGAUCGGGAGUUCGGUACAGUAAAAAGGGAAGAACAAACACUCGGAGAGCAAACGGAGCAAAGAAGGCACAGUAAGCGCUCAGAGAAAAAAAGGAACAGGAAGCCAGAAGUGGCCUUGUCAAUCAACGUGGGUGUGUUCAGAUAGCCCUGCCCACAACCCAGGCCACACCCACAAUCAACUGGGAGCUGCCCAUUGGUGCCAUUCUGAGAUUCUCAGCCAAUCCGAGAGCUGCUAAAUCAGUGUUGGGUUACACGGGGUCAGUGUGAGAGAAACGCCCUGCCACAAAGAAUCAUGGGUAAUCCAGGAUGGGGGGAGGGGGUGCUGUCACUUAUUCACACUGUGAUGUAACGGUAGGACCGUCCCCUGCUGGGGAUUAUGGGUAAAAUCGUGUGAUUGUUGACUCUGAUCCAGGAUGUAUUAACCUUUAACGAGCUUUAACGGUGAUGGCAUCACUGAUGAUGUCACAAAGGAGACCGCCCCUUAGACUUGUUUAUCUGAUUGAACUGUAAGCAAAAUGUGUGUGAGAAUUAUAUAAUGAUUAUGUUAAUUAAUUACAUUGUUACAUUGAGGAACCUCUGUACAGUGUUUAAUCACACACACACUUUCUGUUGAUUUUAAUUGAAUUGAGAUGAAUCUUGUGUUGAUGAUGAAACAGUUAAUUUGUCAUUUUUACUGUCUGAUUUUUUUUUUCACCAUUUUGAACAUUUUUUUUUAGUUUAAUUUCGGAUUGUUCAAAUUUAAAAUCUAAAAAUAAAAUCUUGUCUGAAAAAUCGUCUGUCACAUUUCAGUAUUAAAGGGAACUUUUCAUGAAAAACGUCUUAAAUGUCGUCUCUGAGUGGAGACUCGAAGUGCAGCCUGUAAGUAGAGUUAGUGAAACUGAUUCUUUAUCUGUAACAGCAUGUUCCUAAGGGUUUUGUUCCUAAGGGUUUUAUUCCUCUUAUACCACAGCAACUUACCAAUAAUUAUGAUUUUAUU
Molecule: messenger RNA, 4877 nt
Organism: Neoarius graeffei (lesser salmon catfish)
Lineage: Eukaryota; Metazoa; Chordata; Actinopteri; Siluriformes; Ariidae
Gene: usp40
Product: ubiquitin specific peptidase 40
Exons: 32
Coding region: 315-4046 (1243 amino acids)
Biological process (GO): protein deubiquitination
Cellular component (GO): cytosol; nucleus
Molecular function (GO): cysteine-type deubiquitinase activity; cysteine-type endopeptidase activity
Source: RefSeq, a predicted model, not a curated record